CUAUUUCCAAAAAGGUGUGUAUAACAGAAACUCGUACUCUCUCUUUCUCUCCUCUUGUUUGGCCAGCUGUUCUUCUAGCUAAUUCCAAUCUACAACUCUCUCUCUCUCACUCACAUAUAAAAUCUCCCAAAUCUAGCCUUGUGCAUUGUUUACGGAAGAUCCCUACUUGAAUUCCCCACCCACAUUCAUGUCGGUUCGCUGAUCUCGAUUUCGAUCUGCUCUGCUCUUCAUCGAUCUGCGCCUAUUGUUUGUGGCUGUGGGUUGAAUUUUGGCUGUGAUCGACGCAAUGACGGCGGAGGUUGAUGUGCAUCGCGAUGCGUGUGAAUCUGAGUUGUCCAAGGUUGAGGACGGGAAUGUGAGUGUCAAUGUCAGUGUGAUUGGGAAUGGUAAUGGGAUUUCCAAGGACGACGGCGAUGGCUCCUAUGUCUUUGUCACCGCCGCUUCUGAUGAGUCUGAUCUAACCAAUGGGCAUUACAGCAGAGUUGAGACCAAUGGCGGUGGGGGUGUUCAGUUGGAGGAGGAAGAGGUUGUGGAGAGUAGUGUUGUUGUUGAGAAUCCCCAAUCUCAAUUACAAUCGCCUUCAUUAGAGAAGGCUGCUGCUGAGGAGUCAACACUUUCCGGUGAUCCAGCGACUGCACUUCAUCUUCAGAGUGAGGAGGAUAAACAAUUAGCCGAGGAGGUCCCGGUAGGAGAUCAUGUUCAAGAGUCAGAGUUGACAUCCCAAGCUGAUACUGAGUUACAUAAGCAAAUUGUCUUUGAUCCUGAGUCAAAGGAAAAUAAUUUGGAGGGCGUGCCUGCUUGUGAUGCUAAUGAUAGCGCCUCAGCAAGUACAGCUGAACAAAAUGGAUCUUUUGAGAAUGGCCGAUCCGUGGCUGCUGUCUCUGAUGAAAAUGGAGAUGCAUUGCCUACUCAUGAUGUCCAAGAGAGCCCUUCAGAGUCCUUGGUCGCAAAUCACUUGGUUGAUACAGCUGAAAAGAAUAAUGGGUCAUGUGUAGAAAAUGGCCAAAUCUUGGCUGCCAAUGUUGAUGUCCAAGACAGCUUUUCAGAGCCCGUUGCUGAGGAGAUUAAUGGUUCAUGUGAACAAGACGGCCAAAACUUGGCUGCCAAUGGUGAUGUUAAAGAGUGUGUUUCGGACAGCCAAAUCUUGGCUGCGAAUUGUGAUGUUAAAGAGUGUGUUUCAGACGUCCAAAUCUUGGCUGCUAAUGAUGAUGUCCAAGAGAGUGUUUCAGAAUCAAUUACUGAAAAGAUUAAUGUUUCAUGUGAAGAAAAUGGCCAAAUCUUGGCUGCCAAUGUUGAUGUCCAAGAGAGUGUUUCCGAGCCCGUUGCUGAAAAGAUUAAUAGUUCCUGCGAAGAAAAUGGCCAAAUAUUGGCUGCCAAUCUUGAUAUCCAAGAGAGCGUUUCAGAACCCAUUGCUGAACAGAUUGAUGGUUUAUGUGAAGAAAAUGGCCAAGUCUUGGAUGCCAAUGUUGAUGUCCAAGAGAGUGUUUCCGAGCCCAUUGCUGAAAAGAUUAAUGAGUCAUGUGAAGAAAAUGGCCAAAUAUUGGCUGCCAAUGUUGAUAUCCAAGAGAGCAUUUUGGAGCACAUAGCUGAAAAAAUUAAUGGUUUAUGUGAAGAAAAUGGCCAAAUCUUGGCAGACAAUUUUGAAGUCCAGAAGCACUUGGAAACACAAGUUGUCAAUGGUCUUGUUUCUGAUAAAUCUGAAGAUGAGUCGCUUGUAGUUCAUGCUCAUGAAGAGAGCGUUUCAGAGCCCAUAGAUACUAAUCUCUUGACUGAUACACCUGGAGAAAAUGGAUCAUGUGAAAAUGGGGUAGUCUUGGCUGCAUCUUUUGAAGUUCAGAAGCAGUUGGAAACACCAGUUGUCAGUGGCCCUAUCUCAGAUGAUAGUGGGGAUAACUUGGAGAACAGUUCAGAGCCUAUGGUUACAGAUGACUUGGUUGAUACACCUGAAGAGAAUGGGUCAUCUGAAAAGGCUUCUGUGUGUGAGAACGUACCUGUUGAAAAUUGUGAAAGCUUUGCAACUGUUGCUGAUAGUGAUACAAUUGUGAGUGUUAAAAACGGGGAUUCUCUACCUAAGGAAGAUGAUUCAACUCGCAGUAUUGAAGAUGAAACACCAGAGACUGAUGUUGAAAAAUUAGAUGAGAAGAAUAGUGAAAAGCCGAGUUCUUGUCCUCAUGAACAUUCAAAACCAGAAGUUGAAGCUGAGAGUGCCCCCAUUACAGCUGAAACUUCUUCAAAUUCCGCAGCUAAUGAUACAAUAUCAGAACCAAAUUCAAAAUCUGAUAUUGAAGCUGAGAUUUCCUCCGAUACAGAUGAUGCUCUCUCAAGUGGCCUAGCUCAUGACACAGUAUCAGCUAGUGACGCUAUAUCAGAACCUAAUUUGAAAUCAGAAAUUGAAUCUGGUCAUGCUGCCGUUGUAGAUGAUACGCUGUCAAGUUGCCUGGCUAAUGAUACCAUAGCAGAGCCAAUUUCAAAAUCAGAAUGUGAAUCCAAGAUCUCUCGAGCUGUUGAUGAUACCCUGUCAACUUUCUCAGCUGAUGGUGCAAUACAAGAAUUCAAGACCAGCCAUGAUUCUUGUGAUUCUGAAAAACCGGUAUCUAGUGAUGCCGUGCAUGUAGCAGAUGCUGGUUUGUCAAACUUGGAGGCUGAUUGUGCUGACAACAAUGGGAAGCCGACAUUACAGAUAAAUGAUUUACUUGAGAAUGAAGUCACCGUGCCGGCAAGCUCAGGUGCUGAUGAGCCGUCCAUCAUCAUUGAUGACAGAUCAGAGUCUGAAGUGCCCAACUUGGACACUGAAUGUGCUGACAACAAUGGGAAGCCGGCAUUACAGAUUAAUGAUUCAAUUGAGAAUGAAGUCACCAUGCUGGCAAGCUCAGGUGUUGAUGAGUCGUCCAUCAUCACUGAUGACAGAUCAGAGUCUGAAACGCCCACUGUUGAUUCUUUGGAAGGACAGGAUAACGUUGUUGAGGUUGAAAAAAGGCCUUUCUACUUCUUAAUUAGGAUUCCUAGAAAUGAUGACGAAAACUUAAAAGAACAGAUCAAGCAUGCUCAGUUACAAGUUGAAGAAAAAACUAAAGGCCGGGAUGCUAUUCGUUCCAAAAUGCAAAUGCAACGGGCCACUUGUAAGGAGCACAAACUAAAAUUUGAAGCUGCCAUAUCUGAAGAGAGAGCUGUUCAAGAGCAGCUCAAGUCCAAACGACGGGAAAUGGAUUCUGUUCAAUUUAUGAUUAACAAAGUAAAGGAUGCUCUGUCUGUUGAGGAAAUAGCUAACACAAUACGCCAUAUGGAACAUACCAUGGCUCAUGAGACCCUACCUUUGAAGGAAGAAAAGCAGUAUAUUCGUGACAUCAAGCAGCUGAAGCAACGCCGUGAUCAGCUCUCUUAUAGCUUAAGUAAGCAGGAUGAAGUUCAACAAUCUUUAGACCAGAAAGACCAUAUUGAACAACGCAUAAAGGAUCUGAAGAAGGAAAUGGAUCAACUCAAAGAGAAUCUUCUCAAAGCGCAGGAAGUCACUCAAGCUGCUAAAAAGAAAUAUAAUGUAGAGAAUGAUAUGCUGCAUGAACUACAAUAUCAGUUUGAAGCUGCAGAUGCAACUCGCCAAGAAGCAUAUGUACAUCUACAGAGUUUGAGGAAACAAAAUUAUGAAAAGACCAAACACUUCUGGAGGUACAGGAAUGAUGCAAAGGCAGCUAAUGACUUAGCAUUGAGUGGAGAUAAGGAGCAACUGCAGCAUUUAUGUAUCAAUCAGGUGGAAACAUUUAUGGAACUCUGGAAUACAAAUGAAGAUUUCCGGAAAGAAUAUACCAAAUGCAACACCAGGAGUACACUAAGGAGAUUAAGAACCUUGGAUGGCCGCUCACUUGGUCCUGAUGAGGAACCACCUGUAAUACCUGAUAUAGUAAGAGUAACCAGGCAUAAUAUGGCAGCAGCAGUGGUUUCAACUCCUGAACCUGCAAAACGAGUUGCAAUUGUAGAAUCUGGAGAACCAAAUGAUAUAUCUGCAGUGGAGAUUGUGGAGCAAAACAAUGACACAGCUAAGAACAAGAAGCCUGUGAAAGUUGCUUCUUCUGGAAUUAGCCAAGCAACAGUUUCUGGAAGAAAUGAGAUUGAAAAGGAAAUAGUAGAAGACCCAAAACCAACAAAGGAGGAAGAAGAGUUGGCCAGAAAGGAAGAGGAAUUGAGAAAGGAAGAAGCAGCUGCAAGGUUGAGAGAGCAACGUAGGCUGGAGGAAAAGGCCAAAGCUAAGGAGGCAAUGGAGAGGAAGAAAAGAAUAGCGGAGAAGGCCCAAGCCAGGGCUGCCAUAAAAGCACAGAAAGAAGCUGAAGAGAAAGAGAAGGAAAGGGAGAAGCGGGUAAGGAAGAAGGAAAGAAAGAAGGCAAGUGCAACAAAGGCUACAAAUGGUAUUAAUGAAGGAGAAUCUGCUCCAGAACCAACCUCUGAGACUACAACCGUAACUCCAGUCGAGCCUGAAGCUACAGAGAAACUGGUGACAAUAACAAAGAGGUCCCAGAAAGCGCCACAGUUCACAAAGCAAACCAAGGUAAAAUCCAUCCCUCUGCCUCUACGCAACCGCAGUAAGAGAAGGAUGCAGCCUUGGAUGUGGGUGCUUGUUACAGUUGUGGCCAUCCUUGGCUUGUUUUUGUUGGGCAAUGGCGGCAGCUUCUCUUUUAAAUCUAUGCUUGAAAGGUUUUUCUGAAUACUACACCUAUGCACUUAUUUAAAUAGGUAAUUCAGCAGAGGUUGUUUGGGACAUUCCCUUAAUAUAUCUAUUUAUAUAUCUAGGAAAUCGCUAAAUCAUAUAUAUAUAUAUAUAGGCAAUUCUUUUUUUCUUUUUCUUUUUUUCCUGGUGAGCAGCUUGGGAUUUGGUUUCCUCCUAUUUAAGUGGGUUUUUGGUUUCAGACA
This is a messenger RNA of Rosa chinensis, 4899 nucleotides long. Its product is annotated as calponin homology domain-containing protein DDB_G0272472. Lineage: Eukaryota; Viridiplantae; Streptophyta; Magnoliopsida; Rosales; Rosaceae. The transcript has 8 exons. The coding region runs from base 287 to 4693 and encodes 1468 amino acids. The record is from RefSeq and is a predicted model, not a curated record.